UCAUUUAACUCUUCUGAUUCUUUUUGCGGAUGAACUUUUUGUUGAUGAACAUUUUCUUGUUGUGGAAGUUCUUUGUCUUUGGUUUUAUCUUCAACAUGCCUACCUCCACCACCAAAGAAGCUUUUCCAAAAGGAAGGACGUUCAGGAGGGUCAGCAAUUAACAUUUCAGGAUGCGGGAGCUCAGGCAACGAGCUUAGAUCCUCAGGUUGAAUUGCUACUUGCUCUGGUUCUUCUUCAAUAAUGGGAAGAUUACUCACUUUUUCAGCCACUUCCUCAUUACUUAUUGCUGGAGAUUCCUGUGGCUUUCCUAAGCCUUCUUUUUCAGGGGACCAUGGUUCAACAGCGUCUUCUUCACUUAUUGUUGGUAAUUCAUGCGACUCAUUAUCUUCAAGAUUGUGCCUUGAAUGGUGUACAGGCUCUUCUAAGGGGGGAGUCCAAGGCUCUUCAUCUUCAUCAACAACUCCUGGAAAUUCCUGA
This is a messenger RNA of Meloidogyne enterolobii, 477 nucleotides long. NCBI's taxonomy places the organism in Eukaryota, Metazoa, Nematoda, Chromadorea, Rhabditida, Meloidogynidae. The record is from the annotation of a GenBank genome assembly.